GGUGAUUCGCAUUGUAUUCCAUUUUUAGAAAAGGUUGAAUUUUCUAGCUUUCUUUCUCUAUCUUAAACACCUGGACACCCGUCAGUUUGAAUAAACGCUCCUAACCGAGGGUCGGUCACCAUGGCGGUCAGGAAGACUUGUUUUCGUCUGUUAUCCUGUGGAUUACUUUUCGCGUUUGGCACUGCCCUUGGCGUGAUUGGCAUGACGUUUCUGAAGGAAGUGCUGCCUUCACACCAAUUUUUGAUGAAUACUACCAUUUUUCAAAACUACAGGAUCAGAUCAACUGGAACAAAUGAGGUCCGGGGAGAAAAUUUCAAUUCGUCGGAAGUUGAACGGAUAAGAAAGUGGGUUAUGACGUACUUCAACCCCGACACAGACCUCACCAUAAAGAAGUCUCAUGUCCGUCUUGGAAAAUCAGUCUUCAAAUUCGUAACAAAGACUAAAAAGAAGGUCAAAAUCGGGCAAUAUUACUAUCAGCUACUUCCCGAGUCGUCGCCUCUUCUGGGCAAGCACUUUCGGUCUUGUGCAGUCGUGGGGAAUUCUGGGAUUCUCCUGGACAGCCACUGUGGUCCUCAGAUCGACUCUGCGGACUUCGUGUUCAGAUCAAACCUUCCUGAUCUUGAGGGGUUCGAGAAUGACGUGGGGACAAAAUCUAAUUUCACCACCAUGAAUCUGCUUGGUCUUAAGAAGACCAACAUACAAGAGAAGUUUGUGAAUCGACUGCGUCUCAUUCACGACCAGAUUCUCCACAUCCCACCUAUGAUAUCGGUGAACACAGUCCCUGAAAUGCAGUUUAUUAACUUGAUGAUAGUGAAACAUCACUUACCAUUGAAGGUUACGUUUGCACCAACUAGUCUAAUGGCAAAGAUGACUGCGUUGUGGAAUGAUUCAGAACUCAAUCCGAAGCGGGCAUCGACAGGAAACUUGUUGUUCGCGCUGGCGGCCUGUCUGUGCGACCAGAUCCACUUGUACGGAUUUUACCCUGAAGAGUAUCGGGCGUUUCACCAGCGGAAGGCGCUGGUACUGCACACAGAGCCUUGUGAUGACAAUAGACUGUAGAUCUAUAGAAUAACAAAUGCAUUCAUGUUUGGU
Branchiostoma belcheri (Belcher's lancelet) is the source of this 1092-nucleotide messenger RNA. RefSeq names its product CMP-N-acetylneuraminate-poly-alpha-2,8-sialyltransferase-like. NCBI's taxonomy places the organism in Eukaryota, Metazoa, Chordata, Leptocardii, Amphioxiformes, Branchiostomatidae. Bases 121 to 1059 code for a protein of 312 amino acids. The record is from RefSeq and is a predicted model, not a curated record. Gene Ontology annotation, molecular function: alpha-N-acetylneuraminate alpha-2,8-sialyltransferase activity. The transcript has 4 exons. Gene Ontology annotation, biological process: oligosaccharide metabolic process; N-glycan processing.